Beauveria bassiana ARSEF 2860 is the source of this 810-nucleotide messenger RNA. RefSeq lists its product as uncharacterized. The transcript is spliced from 2 exons. The record is from RefSeq and is a predicted model, not a curated record. Bases 1 to 810 code for a protein of 269 amino acids. NCBI's taxonomy places the organism in Eukaryota, Fungi, Ascomycota, Sordariomycetes, Hypocreales, Cordycipitaceae.
AUGAACAACGCCUCGCCGAUAAAGAAACGCGCCGCGCUCGCCCCCCUCGACGCGAACGCGAUGACCACGACACCGACGUCUACGAGCAAACACGCCCCUCUUCCCGGCAGCCUCAAAACAGCAGCCGCAUCGUCGGCGGCGAAUACCGCGCGGCGGUCACUUGGCUUGCUGUCCUCGGCGCCCGUGCUCGCGCCGCCCGUUGCCGCACGCCACGGCGGCGUUCCGUCAGUGGGGAUGAAGCGUUCCGGGAUGGUGCUGCACGACGAUGACGACGACAAAGACAGCAAACGUGGCCAGGAAAAGGCGGCCAAGAAGAGCAAGAUAGAUCAUGAGGAGCCGGUAGCAGCAGCCGCAGAGGUGGCGUUGGUAUCGUCGACGCAGAGCUCAACAACGACGGCAAGGAGUAGAACGCAUAGCCCAGACGUGAGCUCCGUCUUUGAUACGUCGGCCGCAGAGGACGCUACGUGGCUGACGGCGGCAACGGAGCCAGACGUGGCUGCACAAACGCCGCCGAUGGUGGUGGCGCGGCCAGGGGCUCUGACGCGGGAGCAGGCACGCGAGAAGGUCGAGAUUCUACGGCUACGCCUCGGGCUCGCGAGCUACAAGCUCCGCACGGGACAGGUCUCGGUGCCGCUCGCUGACCUCCAGGCACGUCCCCUGCCCGCCGCCGCGGGGAUAAUGGCGUCAACGGCGGAAAAUACGCCAGACAGCUCGCAGGAUGUGGCGGCGACGCGGCAAGACAACAAUGACGAGAAAGAGGAUGUGAUUGCAGAGACGCCGCCCGCUGUGGAACCAUUGCCAUCAACGUGA